Prinia subflava (tawny-flanked prinia) is the source of this 3966-nucleotide messenger RNA. It is a transcript of the gene USP36, whose product is annotated as ubiquitin specific peptidase 36. Gene Ontology annotation, cellular component: nucleus; cytosol. NCBI's taxonomy places the organism in Eukaryota, Metazoa, Chordata, Aves, Passeriformes, Cisticolidae. The record is from RefSeq and is a predicted model, not a curated record. Gene Ontology annotation, biological process: protein deubiquitination; regulation of apoptotic process. Bases 131 to 3436 code for a protein of 1101 amino acids. The transcript is spliced from 20 exons. Gene Ontology annotation, molecular function: cysteine-type deubiquitinase activity.
GAGGCGGAGCGGGCGCGGCUCGGGGCUGCGCCGGGCGGGCGGAGCCGCCCCGCAGGGCCGGCGCAGAAGGAGCCUGUGCCGGCGGCGGGCGAGUGGCGGGGUGGCGACACGUGCGUGCGGCGGGGCCCGGAUGCCGCGGCCGGCGGGCCCGCCGAGCCGGCCGCCCACGGCGAUGAUCGCGGAGAAGCUGCGGGAGGCGCUGGAACCGGGGCGGCGGGAGGCGGCGGCGGAGCUGGGCCGGCCGCUGGCCGCCGCCGCCCGCUCCGUGCUGCAGCAGCGCAUCGAGUUCGUGCCCGCGCGGCGCGGCCUGGCCGGGCAGCUGGAGCGCCUGCGGGACAAGUACGAGCACAUCGCGGCCGAGGCGCUCGGCGUCACCGGCAGCCCUCCGGAGCGGCCGCAGAACCCCCGGGGACACGGCCGUGCCCUGCCGGGGGCCGCGGGUGACGGGAUCCCCGCGCCGCAGAAGGUGCUGUUCCCAGCCCAGAAGCUCUCCAUGAAGUGGGAGCGGGUCCACCGUGUGGGCGCCGGGCUGAGCAACCUGGGGAACACCUGCUUCCUGAACUCGGCGCUGCAGUGCCUGACCUACACGCCGCCGCUCACCAACUACCUGCUGUCCCGGGAGCACGGACGCACCUGUGAGUGGGGACACCGGCUCGGGGGCCGGGAGGGAGGAGCAGCGUCUGCCUGUCUUGUGCUCAGCACUUCUGUGCCUGGCUCUGGUGCCCACGGAAGCUUCUGCAUGAUGUGCACUAUGCAGAACCACACGAUACAGGCUUUUGCCAACAGCGGCAAUGCGAUAAAGCCACUCUCCAUCAUUAGAGACCUCAAGAAGAUUUCCCAUAACCUGCGCUUCGGCAGGCAGGAGGACGCACACGAGUUCCUGCGUUACACCAUCGAUGCCAUGCAGAAGGCCUGCCUGAAUGGCUACACCAAGUUGGAUCGCCAGAGCCAGGCCACAACUCUGGUUCACCAGAUCUUCGGUGGUUACCUCCGGUCCCGUGUGAAAUGUUUGGAGUGCAAGACUGUCUCGGAUACCUAUGACCCUUAUUUGGAUGUGACACUGGAGGUCGAGCGAGCUGCAAACAUCGUGCGGGCCCUGGAGCUGUUUGUGAAGCCAGAGCAGCUGGGUGGGGACAACGCUUACAGGUGUAGCAUGUGCAGGAAGAAAGUGUCGGCCAGCAAACGUUUCACCAUCCACCGAGCCUCCAACGUUCUCACAAUUUCACUGAAACGCUUUGGCAGCUGCAGCUCUUCAGGUGGAAGAAAAAUCACCAAGGACGUGGGAUACCCUGAGUUCUUGGACAUCCGCCCAUACAUGUCCGAGCCCAAGGGUGACCCUGUCACGUAUGGACUCUAUGCAGUGCUGGUGCACUCUGGGUACAGCUGCAACGCAGGGCACUACUUCUGCUACGUGAAGGCCAGCAAUGGGCAGUGGUAUCGAAUGAAUGACCAUGAGGUCCACCCCAGCAACAUCAAGGUGGUUCUCAACCAGCAGGCCUAUGUGCUGUUCUACCUGAGGCUGUGCAGCCCCAGGAAGAGCCCAGCAGGGCCCACGGCCACGGCUGCUGCCUUCAGCCUGCCCAGCUGCUUUGGCAGUGACUCCAAGCAAAUGAGGAAAACUGAGAUUAACGGGACCCUGUCUGUGCCACCGACGGGCACGAAACAAGACAGGCUGCUGGGGAAGGGGCUGCCAUGCCCGGGUGAUGUUGGAGUCCCUGUUGCCCGCAGCUCUCUUGGGAUGGGGUCAAAGCUGACAAAUGGAAUUGCUCUGUCAAAGCUGCCUUCUCAGACCCCAUCAUCCAAACUGCCCCACAAAGCCACCCACGAGGCCACGCCACUGGGCUGGGACACAGUCCAGAGGCUCAAGAAGCCACAGACACCUGGCAUGCCCAGAGCAGGCUUCCAUGUCACCAGCACCAUGAGCGGGGCCAAAGCAGGGCUGCCCCCACGGGGCUCAGACAGUGAGAAGCCACCUACCUCAUCCAAGCUGCUGAAGUCCAGUCAGGAGCCCAGUGGCUUUGGGGCAAUGGCCAGGACCCUGAAGAAGGAUUCCCAGCACACAGUAGGGCAGCUGGCUAAGGAGACCCACAAGGCCAAGAGCAAUUCCAGCAGCUUCUGCACCUCUCAGGGAAGGGACUCUGGCACUGACCUCCCCGCUGGCCCUGGCACAAAGCCGGCUGUCCCUAAAGACUCUGACCUGGCUGCCCCCAAAAGCUGUGGGACAGCCACUGUGAAACCCUCCCCACUGGGCAGCGCCACGCUGGAGUGGGGCAGCGCCACGGCACCACUGCUGCCUAAGAAACCAGUGCUCUCAGCCAAAAAGGGCAAACCCUCUCAAAAGGUGAGCGUGAGUGGCCACCAAGCACAGUCCCAGCCUUCAGCCACCACCCAUCCUGACUCCACUCCUGGGCCUCUGGGCCAGUCCAGCAGGGAGACGGGAUCUGGCCAGGUGGAACCAGAGGGUUCCUUCAAAAAGAAGCGGCGGAAGAGGAAGCAUCGUAGCACAGACAGGAGCCCUUGUGCUGUGGCUGUGAAGGACAUGGAUGAAGUCUCCAGUCCUCCCAAGAAGGAGAGAAUUGUUUCUGCAGAGGGCUUCAAGGACAAAGACUCCAGGCCCCCCAUGACAGAGAGCAUUGGCUCUCAGAAGGAUUUCUUGUCUGUCAUGGGGAAGGAGGUGGAAGACAAGGGUCCCAGCCAUGGUCUGGUCUGUCAGGACAUGAAGAGUGGGCCCAAGCAACGCAUACCAGAGACGAGUAUUAGCCUGGGCAUGGAGCCAACUUUCCCCGUCAAGAGGAGGAAGAAGAAGAAGAAGAAUAGGAGCAAAGACUGGCCUUUGAAGAAGACAGAAGAGUGCAGCUCUGGGAUGCUGUCUUCGGACAGCUCCAGGACAACUGAGCCAGAGCCCUCUAAGACACAUCAGAGCGUGGAGGAUGGAGAGCACAAGCACCGCAAACGCAAGUGGACGGAGAGCCUCAGCAGCCUGGCUGCCAACACUGUCCCCACCACCAGCGCCCCAGUGACAGCAACUCCCAGUGACAGCCGGACUGGGGAUGAGAGGCACCCCCUGGCUGCCCUGAGCCCUGUGGCCAGCAGCUGGGCUGGCACAGCCCCUGAGGACCCGGAGUCCAGCGUGGUGAGCAAGCUGCUCCAGAACUCCUUGGACAAGGCUUAUGGCAAACAAGUCUUGACCUGGCAGGGUGAGGUUUCGGCCGUGAGCCAGGAUGCCAUUCGGGACACGGCACUGGCCCAAAGCAAGACCGUCAUUGAUGAGUGGGACCAGGAGUUCGACAGAGGAAAGGUAAAGAAAAUAAAGAAGAUUAAGCAGGAGCGGAGGAGAGACUCAAAUCCAUUCCAGAAGUUGCAGAACAAGCGCAACUUCUGGUUGAUGUCACAUCCUGCUAAGAUGGCCAGCCUGGGCCACCGGCUCUCAGGUUGAGAUCUGCAUCCCUGACUGCUCAAGGAGCAGUCCCAGGUGAAGGACCGAGGGCAGCACUGUCCUGUGAGCUGUUGGUGGACCAUGCUCAGAGGGGAGGGAAUACAGCUGCAGCCCAGGGGUUGUGCCUUUUCCUUCGGGGAGCUGCUUUUCCAGCCGCAGAGGAGCCUGCCCACUCUGCCUUGCCUCCAACCUGCCUCGGCCAGGCUUCUCGUCAGCCUCUCCGUGCCUCUUCCCCUCCUUCCCCUGCCCGCACCCGCGGGGGCUCCUGGCAAAGUGCCUCAAGCCUGUCCCUGCUGCUCCGUGCUGCUGUGCCUCCCCUUCCCGGCCACACCGACCCUCACCUUCCCCUGCUCCCCUCCCUCCAUGACCCCCAUCCCCUGCACGAGCUGCACUGGAAGCCUCCCGCGCCCCCCGUGGGCCCGGGCCCGCGCUGGCGCGGGGGGCACCGGGGGAUCCCCGCGGGGCCGGAGCGCUGCCGCCGGGGCCACGGGCAUUGAAGGAUGGGAUGGAAUAAAUCCCGGUCUUUGUCA